Molecule: messenger RNA, 174 nt
Organism: Prorocentrum cordatum
Lineage: Eukaryota; Dinophyceae; Prorocentrales; Prorocentraceae
Source: the annotation of a GenBank genome assembly
GAGCUCCAAGCGCGCGUCGCCGAGUGGGAGGAGCAGGCGGACCAGGCGCCGCGCGGAGACCUCCGGGGCCUCGGCGGCGGCGCGGCGGACCGGCUGCUCCCCUGGCCAGCGCCAGGCCUCCCCGCCGGCGCGUGGCGGCUGCUCGCCCGGGCCGAGCGGGUCUGCGCCGGCGCG